GAAUUUACUCGUCAUUUUGAUCUUGAUCGCUCGCUUUAAAAUAGAAUUUGGUACCUAUGACUGUGGGUUAAUACACAUAUAAGGUGAAAUAGUGUCACUCCACGACAUUCAUCCUCUUUAUACAACUAAAUGUUUUUUUCAACAAAAAGAAACUUUUCAUUUGAACAAAUUCCUGAUUUAAGUGGAAAAGUUGCCAUCAUUACUGGUAGCAACACUGGUAUUGGUAAAGUAUGUGCUUUAGAGAUGGCAAGAAAGAAUUGUACAGUUGUUUUGGCUUGUCGUAAUGAAGAAAAGACAAAGGCAGUGGUUGAACAAAUUAAAUCAGAAACAGGAAACCAGAAUGUAGAGUUUAUUCGGAUUGAUUUAUUAGAAUUAGCAUCUAUUAAACAAUUUGUUGAACAAUUCCUUACUCGUCACGAUCAACUUCAUAUUUUAAUUAAUAACGCUGGUGUUAUGUGUUGUUCCUUUGGUCUUUCAAAAGAUAAUAUUGAGAUUCAAUUCGCUACAAACCACGUUGCUCAUUAUUAUUUGACUAGUCUACUUUGGCCUACAAUCGUAAAGUCAACACCUAGCUGUCGUAUUGUGAAUGUGAGUUCGAUUGGACACAUGAUACCUUUCAAGGAGUUGAACUUGGAAUCUAUUAGUGAUCCAGCAAAAUACAAUAAAAUAAUCCAUUAUGCAAAAUCGAAAACAUGCAAUAUUCUUUUUACAAGGGAAUUAACUAAGCGUUUACAAGAUAAAGACAUUAACAAUGUUUAUGUGAACUGUAGUCAUCCUGGUGCUGUCAAAACUGAUCUUUAUCGUCAUUUGACUCGAAUUGAUGAAAAAACAUUUGUCUCUUUUAUAAACUUAUUUUUGAUUACCCCUGAAGAUGGAGCUAUAACUCAGCUUUACUUGGCCACAAGUCCAGAAGUUGAACAAAAGGAUAUUAAAGGACACUAUUAUGUUCCUUAUGCAAGCCCUAAUAAGCCUUAUGGUGUUGCUGCUUCAAAAGAUGCUCCAAAAGAAUUAUGGGAUUUUACUGAAAAAUUAUUAAAGGAGAAAGUGCCUGACUAUACAGGCUUUCCUAUUUAAAAUUUAUUUAUAGUGAUACAUCAUUACA
This is a messenger RNA of Cokeromyces recurvatus, 1102 nucleotides long. Its product is annotated as NAD(P)-binding protein. NCBI's taxonomy places the organism in Eukaryota, Fungi, Mucoromycota, Mucoromycetes, Mucorales, Mucoraceae. The record is from RefSeq and is a predicted model, not a curated record. Bases 130 to 1074 code for a protein of 314 amino acids. The transcript is spliced from 6 exons.